This is a messenger RNA of Raphanus sativus (radish), 982 nucleotides long. RefSeq lists its product as uncharacterized. Bases 161 to 673 code for a protein of 170 amino acids. The transcript has 5 exons. NCBI's taxonomy places the organism in Eukaryota, Viridiplantae, Streptophyta, Magnoliopsida, Brassicales, Brassicaceae. The record is from RefSeq and is a predicted model, not a curated record.
ACAACCAAAAAGUUCUAGAAAUUCUGUUGUAGGAUUCUUCUUCCGCAUAACCGCCAUUGCUGUCACCUCCUUACUUUAUAUAAGGCCCCAAGAGCUUCAUUAUCUUUCCGGUGCUAUGUAAUGUGGUAAAGAUUAUAUCACAUAUAUAAGUUUAUAACUAAUGGAAGGUGGUUUUAUGGCAACGUCGCAGUCUUAUUACGAAGUCCUUGGCGUCGCAGUUGAUUCUUCGGCGGAGGAGAUACGAAGAGCUUAUCGGAAACUGGCUAUGAAAUGGCAUCCUGAUCGAUGGACGAAAGAUCCUUUUAGGUCUGGAGAAGCGAAACGAAGGUUUCAGCAAAUUCAAGAAGCUUAUUCAGUAUUGUCGGAUCAGAAGAAACGAAGUUUGUACGAUGUGGGACUCUAUGAUACUCAAGAAGAUGAGGGAUAUUAUGACUUCGUUGAGGAGAUGGUUUCUCUUAUGGCUCAGACGAGAAGAGAGGAAAAGCAAUAUAGCUUGCAGGAGUUGCAGACAAUGGUCGAUGAUAUGGUCUAUGAGUUCCAAUCAGAACCAUUAUUCCAGAACCAACCAACGGGUAUGAAAUUCGACCUGAACCAACCGGCAGAUUGGUCCUCGCACAUGUCUCUACCGGUUUCAAGCUUUGAGUUCUGUCCUCAGAGCAGCUACUGUAACUAGAUCAACAUACUCAAUAGUCUGGAUUUUGAACUUUGAUCUUACGGAAUAACGAUUGAAGAACCACGGUCCUUGGCCUCAGAGUCUCAUGACAGUCUACAGUUAUCUUUUUACUUGUGGGGCAAGAAUCUCGUGCUCUGGGAGUUUUCACGUUUUGCUGUUGUUGACAAGUAGCCCUCGAAACUGCCAGGGUUGUGUGAAUAAUGUUUGUAAUGUUUCAGAAAGCGUAGGUCUGUAAUUGCGUUUUUUUCUAGUGCUUUUGUACUGUUGAACUAUCACCGAACAGAGAAGUUGAAAACCAUUGCAUAUCUU